GGGGCGUUCCCGGCCGAGCGGCGGUUCCUCGCGCGUCCGGACGUGGGCUUAGCGAGUUCCGCGCCUGCGGAGGGCGGAUGGUGGCGACCGCGGAAGGCUGAAUGGGAUAGGAGCGAAGGCCUUCCCCGUGCCCUCCCCCAACCCUGUUCUGUAUGUUUCCACUUACUCGCCCCAGUCUUUGUAAAAAAUGGGAGGCGGCUGUCAGAAGAAAAAACUUUAAGCCCACCAAGUACAGCAGCAUUUGUUCAGAGCACUUUACCCCAGACUGCUUUAAGAGGGAGUGCAACAACAAGUUACUGAAGGAGAAUGCUGUUCCCACGAUAUUUCUUUGUAUUGAACCACAUGACAAGAAGGAAGAUGUGCUGGGCUCACAGGAGCAGCUGCCUCCAGCUCCUUUAACACCGCCCAUCUCCCAGAUGGAUGCUGCUAUUGGGUUGCUGAUGCCUCCUCUGCAGACCCCUGACAACCUCUCGGUUUUCUGUGACCACAACUACACCGUGGAGGACACGAUGCACCAGAGGAAAAGGAUUCAGCAACUGGAACAGCAGGUCGAGAAACUCAGGAAGAAGCUCAAGACGGCACAGCAGCGAUGCAGAAGACAAGAGCGGCAGCUUGAAAAGCUGAGGGAGGUCGUGCACUUCCAGAAGGAGAGAGACGACUCGUCGGAGAGAGGCUACGUGAUUCUGCCAAGUGACUGCUUUGAGAUAGUGGAAGUGCCGGCAUGAGCAAGAGACAUGCGUUGAGUUUUUAAUGGGGCAACACCACACACCCUCUUUUAGCCUGUAAAGGAGUUUCCUUUGAAAAAAAUAACACUUGAUUAUUUGUAUAAAAGCAAUUCAGAAUAUUUUUUUAAAAAAAUAAAUUAGAUAUAUACUGUAAAAUUGUAAGGUUUUUGUUUGUAAUUUCAGGGUUUUUACAUUUUAACAAAAUAUCUUUGAAGUUAUAAACUAGCCUCAAACUGCCAAUGUAAGUUGGUUUCAAUAUUGGGGAUUUUUGUUUUCUAGAAUAUUUAUAGAAAUAAUGUAAAAGUAAAAAAAAUGAGAACAGUGCAGUAAGUUUUAAGUUUAAAAGUUAAAAUUCAUGCUGUUUAUUGAGAAAUUUAGUUAUAUUUUAAAUCAAGAAGGAUCAGAUCACGGGCAUAACGUCAAAAGAUAUAUAAGUAUAUACAUACCUAUACUCACAGAUUCUUACAGGUGAAGUCAGGAGAUUUCAUUUACCAUUCUGAGUCAGUUGUCAAAUCAGCAAGUCAGUACUUGAAAAGACUUGAGUGUCUUUGCAGCAGAAAAUGAACAUCUACUUAAUAAGUAACUUUAUGAAGAACAGAUUUUUUUAAAGUAGGCCUGUCUUUUUUCCCCAUUGUUAAGCUAGAAGUGUGUCUUCAGUGAAGGAAAAAUCCUUCAGUAAACAAAAUGAGGCUUUGUUGUCAGUGAGUAGUAAAGCUAGGGCCUGACCACGACGCUUGUUUCUGUAAUGACCCCUAGGUAAAGGACAGCCAGCUCCCUCCUGAGGUGAUAUCUGUGUCCAAAGCUUUAACAAAUGUGGUACUAGAGUUUGGUUUGUUUAUAUUAAUUUUUCAGUAACAUUGAUUUUAGCCAAAACUUCACCAAAAAAAUCAUUUCUUCUAACAAGUUAGAAAUUGUACCCCGUUUAUCUGAAUGAGUGAUUUGUAUUCAGAAGCAGCCUUAUGUAUGAUGUUUAUUUGCUGAAUGUUGAGAUUUAAACACUGAGGUUUCUGUUCAGACUGUGAGUUGUGUUCUGACUUUGUGAGAAAUUUUACAUAUAUUUGAAAUGGAAAUAUGUUCUGAGUAAACAAAUACUGCUAAUAGAAGUAACCUACUUAGAUUUAGAAUAACUAUUCCAACUCUGUCACUUUUAUAAAUGCACUGAGGUAGUUGAAGAGUAACAGACCUUUCAAGACAGUAUUAAAAUGUGGAACCAUUUUGUGUCUUUUGUAGACCUCGUUUUCAUUGUAAUUCACUGCCACACUGCCAUGGAUAGUACUUUGAUUCCUGAUAUCUUAGGAACCAGUGUCUCAAAAUAGAAAAUAAUGAUAAGAAGAUUACGUGAAGUCACAUAGUCUACUAGCAACAUUUAGAACUAACUCAGUUGAAUGCAUGUUCACUGGUUAUUUAUGGAACUCGUAGCUGUUCAUCUCUCUAGCAAUUUCUGGAAGAUACAUGGGUAGAUACUUUGCCAAGUAUUUGUCUUCAACCUAAAUUUUUGUCUUUCUACAUGAAAGAUUGUGUGUGUGUGUGUGUGUGUGUGUCCCCAGAACUGAGAAUCCAGAUUAGGAUAUAAAAGUAUUAAUCAUAAUUAGCAUCUUAGACUUAUUAUUUAAUCUGGAACUGCUUUCUUUUCAUAACAGACUUAAUUUUUCACUUGGAGAGAACUGAACAAGCAGCAUGCACACCAACUGCUUCCGUUUAAAUAAUUUAUCAUAAUUUAGCAUAAGGAAUUUGAGGUGCAGGCGCUUUUUUGUGAUUUGAGAUGUAACAUUUGUUGAGUGUUUUAAAAUUCAUUUGAUGUAUUUUAUUGUUUGUAACAUUGCCAAGGAAAGUAGAACAUUUAGGCUAAAAUAGGUCCUGUUCCAGCAUGGUGGAGCUCAGUCUGAAACUAACAGGGACAAGGUCUCAGUAUGGAAUAAAUGGGUUCUUGUA
Oryctolagus cuniculus (rabbit) is the source of this 2657-nucleotide messenger RNA. The record is from RefSeq and is a predicted model, not a curated record. Lineage: Eukaryota; Metazoa; Chordata; Mammalia; Lagomorpha; Leporidae.